Messenger RNA from Prunus armeniaca (apricot), 273 nucleotides. The record is from the annotation of a GenBank genome assembly. NCBI's taxonomy places the organism in Eukaryota, Viridiplantae, Streptophyta, Magnoliopsida, Rosales, Rosaceae.
AUGAUUAAGAGGUGCAGGCUUUUGUCGAUACCUAGCAACCGCCAUGACCACGAGAGGGUCAUGAAAGAGUACCAAGCUUUGAAAGUGGAGAUCAAGGCCAGGGCACUCAAGGACGAGUGGGACUUACUGAUAAUGGAUAACAACGUUUGCAUUUCAACUGGUAUUGUCCAACUCCAGUAUGCUCUGCAAAAACUCUUCCGCGUUCGGGAUGGGAUGUCACGCCCCGGACUCGGGGGUGGGUGGAAACCCCGCGCCCGGUGCGUGAGAAAAUAA